UGCACUGUCCACACGACCUCUCGCUUGUCUGUCUCCUGAGUAGACCAGUCAUGUCAUGGCCCUGGUAUGGCACUUGGCAAAGGCGCUGUAUUCCCUAGGCGUGCCCGCCCUUUGGCUGGCCAUCCUGGUUCAUUCAGGCUCACAAGGGGUUGCAAAAAGCUGAACGGGCUAUGUGAGGAACUGCCUGCUUUCUCUAACACUUAUAGCAGCUUGUGAGUGAAUUCCGGUAUUCCCGAGUUCCUCAAGGAGCUGACGUGAACCCGCAAAUAUCACCCACCUUCAAGGAUGCGUCUCACGGCUGGCAGUACCACGCAGUUUGCAGGCUGGCUGGCACUCUGCACGCUCGUUCUGCUGGGCUCCUGCGACGGCUGUCCCGUUGUGUGUCACUGCACCCGCAAAGCCAGUGCCAAGCGGUCGGUGGUCAGCUGCCAUAAGAGGGGUCUGACCACGUUCCCCAGUCGCCUGCCCCGGGACACCUGGAUCAUUAAAAUGGGUGAAAAUAUUUUGCAAGACCUCCCAGCAAAUGUCUUGAAACCAUUUCCAAAGAUUGAAAGCAUCAAUUUGGAGCGCAACUCCAUCAAAUCCAUUCAUCCACAAGCCUUCACUGGAGGCAGGAAGCUGAUCUUGCUUAACUUGUAUGGGAAUAAAAUCAACAAGCUUCCCAUGAAGGGAUUCCAGGACCUCCUGAAUCUACGCUUUCUGAUGCUUGGGCAGAACCAAAUUUCCACCAUCAGACCAGAAAUGUUUUCAGGCAUGAAGAACCUGUCAGACCUGGACAUGCCGGCAAAUGCCCUCACAGCCCUGCCGGCCAAUGGCUUCAAGCCCCUUGUGGCCCUCAAGGUUCUGGACCUCACCCUGAACCAGAUACACAAGCUGUCACCCAAGUCGUUCGUCGGCCUACAGCAGCUGCUCUUCUUGAACCUGGACAGUAACCGCUUGAAGACCAUCCCUCACGGGGUUUUCCAGCCUCUGGAAGCACUGCAGACGUUGGUGCUAGAUAACAACUUGCUACGUACCAUAAGUGUCUCUGCGCUGGACGGCUUGUCCACCCUGAAGGAGCUGUACCUGAGGAACAAUGAGAUUGAGAUGUUACCGGGCAGCCUCUUCAGACAAACCCCACAGCUCUCCCAGCUGGCCUUGAGUGGGAAUCGGCUGGUGGCUUUAGAUGUUGCAUUGCUGGCCGAACUGCCAGAGCUCAGAGAGGCAUACCUGCAUGGCAACCCGUGGCACUGUGACUGUGGCAUCGCAGCCUUGGUGCACUGGAUCUCGCGGGGCCGCGCCAGUGGGGCGCCAACGGGGGCCCCAAAAUGUGCAGCCCCUGCGGCUCUCAGGGGCCGGGCCCUCAGCAGACUGCCUGCAGAUGCCCUGAAGUGCAGGGCUUGAGCAAAAAAACUUGGAGCAGAGGUAACCAAGUUCUCAGUUCCCAAAAGACUCCAGGGCCAGGAAUUCCUGCCACUCCAGAACAGCGUGUCAGGAGAAGGUCCACAGCUCAAUACAACCAUGAAGGACCUUCCAAGAAAUUAACAUA
Molecule: messenger RNA, 1528 nt
Organism: Paramormyrops kingsleyae
Lineage: Eukaryota; Metazoa; Chordata; Actinopteri; Osteoglossiformes; Mormyridae
Biological process (GO): positive regulation of synapse assembly; axonogenesis
Molecular function (GO): protein binding
Source: RefSeq, a predicted model, not a curated record